CAAAGGAUGAAAGUAAGGUUACAAGGUGUUCAGAGUCAGGCGACGUUCAGAAAGUCAUUUCACAGAAUAUCAUUACAACUGAGAAGCUAAGACAAUUGGAGGAUUACAAAUAUUUGAAAACAACUAAAAAGAAACAUGGGCUUAGUUAAGGUACUCUUUGCAGUUCUUGCCGCUAUUCUAGUGUUGGGAAUAUCAAACAAUGGACCAAUUCACCAAGUAAAUGCUAAGGUUUUGAAAGCAAAUAACGCCAGUGCCGUUUUCAGUCCAUGGCGGUAUACUCCUGUUCCUGUUGGCCGUUAUCAUAAAAGACUAAUUAACGGACACCAAAUAUUUCUUCGAAUAUCUAAUGAUAAAAUAAAUGGCAGUACGACCUGCAGCGAUCCUUACGUUCCUGUAGAAAUUGAGAAUUUCAGGAUGGGACAGCUUAAAUUUGGGAGAAUAAAGGGUAUACGGUCUGGAAAGUAUUUGGCCAUGAACAUCAAUGGAGAUCUUUAUCCAUCGACGAACCCCAACGACGCCGAGGUUAUUUUCAGGAUAACGAGACCGAACUAUCAAUAUAUUUCAUCUCACGAUUAUUAUCGAAAAACGUUGUAUGAUACAUAUGUAGGGAUAAAACGAAAUGGCAAAGCAUUGAAUGGCUGGAAGACAAAGAAAAAUAAAAAUACUAGGUUCUUCAUAAUUGCACCUAGUAGGUGUUAGUCAUCAGACACGAGCUGAUGCUUUAAAAUGAUAAUGCCGAAUAAAACCAUUUAAAAGUUAA
Molecule: messenger RNA, 760 nt
Organism: Actinia tenebrosa (Australian red waratah sea anemone)
Lineage: Eukaryota; Metazoa; Cnidaria; Anthozoa; Actiniaria; Actiniidae
Product: fibroblast growth factor 1
Molecular function (GO): growth factor activity
Source: RefSeq, a predicted model, not a curated record